AUGCUCAUCAUGAACCAGCUUCCGUCCCCAUCUCUAGGUGGCCUGGCACCUGUCACCGCCAUGUCUAGCCGUCCGGCCAUGUCACCGAUGGACACGAUCUCUUUACCUGGCUCCCUAAAGUCAGCAACCCUGAAUGAGAUCGAGUCGAUGCAGCGUGCCAACAUUGACAAUUCACGUGCCGCCCUGGACGCUAUGCACAAGGAGAUGAAUGCGGCGAAUGCAUUGAAGCGCGAUCGAGCGCGAAAGCCACAUGACAAGAAGCGUGGUGUCAAGAUGGCCCAGUUCGUUGUGGGCUAUUAUGUGCUCUACCAAGACGUCUGGCAGCACCAUCGCGCCAAGUUGCGUACCACCUGGUGUGGGCCUGCUGUGUUGACUUUUGUGACCAGCAGUUGGCUGUACGUCUUCAAGAACCUAAUCACCGGCGACGAGCGAGAAGCUCAUGCCAGCCGCCUCAAGUUUUACGCUGACAAGAGUCUACAUCUGUCCGAAGAUUUAAAGGAACAUGUGGCCCACAACUCUGACGGUUACGAGGUGGAGGCCAUCCUGGACGCUCUCUACAUUGCAGCGAAGAAAUCCUAUGAAGUUCUCAUCAAGUGGCGUGGUCUCCAAGUCGUGGAGAAUGCCUGGGAGCCAACGGCCACCAUAUACGAAGAUGUCGCGGUGGCGUUCAAGAACUUCAGCACCAAGAAGGGAUCCUCCGCCGUCAUCAAGCAGAUAGCCAAUGACUAUUCCGUGAUGGAGUAA
This is a messenger RNA of Aphanomyces invadans, 744 nucleotides long. RefSeq lists its product as hypothetical. The record is from RefSeq and is a predicted model, not a curated record. NCBI's taxonomy places the organism in Eukaryota, Oomycota, Saprolegniomycetes, Saprolegniales, Verrucalvaceae. The transcript has a single exon. The coding region runs from base 1 to 744 and encodes 247 amino acids.